CAGUACUCGCUGCCAGCGUUGCAGCAAUGGCGAACGCCAGCAAUGGGCCGGUCCGAGGUCCCGGCUGCGAAGAAACAGGGUCCAAAAUCAGUAGUCUUCCACAAUCACAGGUCACCACUGAGCAGGAUGCCUGUACUGUCACCUGGGGAUUCACACUCGAUCAACUGUACAAAAUGGCCACUGCGUUUUUCAAGGAACAUGAAGGAAAAGCCUUCCACAUUUCUUACGAAGACAAGGUGAAUCUUGUAGCCUACACACUUCAAGUAACACAUGGAAAGUACAACCCAGAGAGAUGUAAACCUCUUGGCUACCUCGACGUCGUAGGAAGGGACAGGAGGCAAGCCUGGACUUCAUUAGGAGACACAGACCGUGAGACAGCCAUGAAGAAGUUCAUUGAGUUGCUCAACCUUAAAUGCCCCCUAUUCCGACCAUUCAUUGAAGCACACAAGGCAGAUAUGGAAGAGAAAGAGCGUAAAAGGCAGGAAGAAGAGGAGGAAAGGAGGAGAGAGCAGGAAGAAGAAAGGGAAAGGCAGAGGUUAGAAGAAGAAGUUUCCAGACAAGAACAGGAGCGGCAGAGACAGCUCGAGCAAAAACGGCUAAUCCAGGAGGCACUCAACCGGCAGACCUAUCACCAGUUCAAGGCCUAUGCUGAGCAGCAGUUUCCUGGCAACCCUGAACAGCAAGGUGUGCUGAUCCGGCAGCUACAGGAGCAGCACUAUCACCAGUACAUGCAGCAGGUGCUCAAUCAGCAGCAGCAGCAGCAGCAGCAGACAGCGAUGGCCGACGGGGGCGACACGGCUGACGGUCGACCGCCAGCAGAUCCACAGCCGGUGGUGGCUAACGGGGGCGAGGGCGACACCAAGGGUGAAGAAGGAGACAGCUCGGCUGAUGAGGAGUCCACCGAGGAAGGUGGCCAGGCGUUGCCGACAAUUGCAACGGCGUCCAUGUGGACCCGUAAGGACAUAAAGGAGUUCAAAGAUGGCAUCCGCAAGGAAGGAAGCAACGGAAUCUUAAAGGUGGGUCAUGGCGAAGUGGUGACCGUGCGUGUGCCGACGCAUCCCAACGGCAACUGUCUCUUCUGGGAGUUCGCGACAGACAGCUAUGACCUGGGCUUUGGCAUCUACUUUGAAUGGACUGCCGAACCAGGCAACCAGAUGUCCGUGCACGUCAGCGAGAGUGAAGAAGAAGACGAGGAGGAAGAAGAGGAGCGCUCUGCAGAAAGCGGAGACGUGGAGAAAGGCUCGCAGGGGGACCCCCAUGGCUUGACCCACCAGUCCUCGAUGAGCCUGGUGAUUCCGGUGUUUCGCCGAGACUGUCACGAGGAGGUGUACGCCGGCAGCCACUUGUACCCCGGCCAGGGUGUCUACCUCCUCAAGUUCGACAACUCCUACUCCCUAUGGCGCUCAAAAACCCUCUACUACCGCGUUUACUACACUCGAUGAGCCCCCUCGCGCUGGCAGCCCACCACAAAGACGCAACCGUUGCCAAGUGCCCGUGCCGACAACCUGGGCAGCGUAAUGAGCUCCAGAAAUGUUUCAGCUGCAUUUUUUUUUUUUCGUUUCCUCCCCUCCUGUUUCAUCUUGAUGACAGAAAUGGCAUUGGAGGACUGUUUAUAACACCCCACCACCAUCUGUAUAUCACCCGAAAGAAGCAAACGCUGAAACGUUAACGAAUGUUGCCUGUACAGGGCUUGCUGAUUGCAUACAAAUUCAGGAUUUCGAAAUCUGUUUUGGCUGACAGGGCAGGGUGAACUGGACUAGAAGAGCUUUUAUCUCAUGGCACAAAGCAAAACAGUGUCAGAUACGAUUUAUUCCACAGCCAUGCGACUUGGUUCGGCACUACUGGCCACAAUAGAAAGGAAAAAUUGAUUUUGCCAGCGAUGGCCUAGCUACAAGAUGGAGAAAGUUUGAGCUUGAGCUAAUCGAGAUUGAGCUAAUAAACACCCAAAGCAUGACAAAAGUUUAUGCACAGAAAGAUUGUACAUUAUCUUUUCUUGAAAGCUUUAUUCUGCCAAAGAGAGACUCGUGGAAGGGCGAAAUUUCAAAUAAAUGUGCUAGGGUUGGUCAAGAAGCUUUGUUUCUAGUUGACAUAGUGCUUCUGUUUUCACUGACAUGCCUUGGGGAAAGCUUUAUUUUUUUUUGUGGAAGGAUGGUUAAGUAGUCAAGUUGCUAGUGAUCCAGUAUAAGUGAAGUGCAAACAGAUGACAACUAAGAAUGCAAGACAAGCGUUGAUCCUGCAUAUCUUCCUAGUUGUGCAUUUGGAUGCUUUUUAUUUUCUGUCAUGCUUCACUGAGGUAUAGUGCCUCCAACAACAUAACAGCCCUGUGGGUAAGAGCAAUGACUCGUGGCUGAUGCUUCUCAUCUGUGUUUCCACUGUUGUGCCAAGAGUCAUGCAGCUUUGGAUGUCAUGGUAGUAAACGUAAUUGUGCCGCCUGGUGUGUGUGCAAAUCAGGACAGUCCAGUUCUGCCACAGCCCAGCCUAAUCCGGUGCUUGUCUACACUUCAUUUAUAUUUCAUUUAACUAAUCAAAAAAGGUUCUCAUUGACGAAGAAAAUCGAAGGCAACGUUUCUUCGUCUUGAGUCUUGCACCUAGCCUCGAUAUGUGACGUCACGUGUUCCAAAGCCACUUGAACCGAAAAAGUGGUGCCUCUUCUGCCUGGCAGCUUAUAUGCCACACUUUCACCAUGUGCCACUUCACCUUCCUGCUCAUGUGGUGCCAGCAACACAACCAUCCGUUCCGUACUGCAUAGUUCAUGCCAGGAGCUAUAUAGUUGCCAGUGGUCACUUUCUGAUACUUUUGCGUGUCAUGGCAUCUAGCGCAAUGCCUCUUUAGGACAUUGAACAUUCUGCCCAAUAGCUGAGCUAACCAACAUUCAUUCACUGUAGGCAAAACUGUUGGGCCUCUAAAUAAUUAAUGACCGGAUAUGAUGUAAAUCUCAAAUGUUGAUAUGUAACAAACAAUUAUCGGAUGUAACUAAGGUACCUUUAGUGUCAAAUGUGACCUUGUUGAUAACGGGGUUUGACUAGGUAUCUUAAAAGUGACAGAUCCAGAUUAUGACCCCCCCCCCCCCCCCAGAAAAAUAAAAAAAUAAAAAUUGUAUGCCAGCACAUCCCAGCAAGCAUACGUGCACGAACCCCAAUAAUAGUGCACAAAGUAUGUGAUUAAGGGGUAAGGUGGGGAACAUUAAGGGUCCUUUGGCGGUGUAGCACAAAAGCACUGCUUUGUGUGGUUUUAAAAGUGUGCGCACUGAAUUCCUGCAAUCUCGUUGCCGCAGAGAGCUUGAUUGUGAGCAUAAGUUUGGUGCCAUAAGCGGCUGUGGGCAAACCAUGUGCAUACUUCCCACCAUUAUGCAGUAGUAUACAAAGAGAUAUCAUGUUAUGGUUUUUCUGUGACAGGUUCAUUACUGACAAUUAAAAAGCCAUCAGCCGGUCCUUUUUGAUAUUCUCUUGUAGUAUGCACACUUGUGCCGUUAGGGGGGUGACGAUGCACAAUGGUAUGUUUAUUUUGCCGCAUUUUUUUAUGGUGCUCCCUGUUGCCCGCAUUCCCCAGUUUGUGUGCUAGUGCGUUUCGCACUAGUGUAUGUGUGCAUUUCUCUUUUAUCCCUUGUCAUUACAUCUGGAGUAGCAAGCCCAGCCUGUAGCUAGGCUAACCUUCUGCAGUUGUCAUUGAAUUAAUCUCACUCUCGUGUGCGAGCUUUGCGACAUGCUGAUCGAUGUACAGUUUGCUUGUGAUACAUUUUUGGAAUAGGCAGGUUUUUCAGACAAUGGGAUAGGAUAUGUGUGUGAAUAAUGCAGUGUUGAGUGUUUAGAGGCUAUUGGCCAAGGCUAGCAGUCUGGGAUGAUGCAGCAACGGGCUCACAAGGCUAAAAAUGUUAAAUAUGGCAUCUUUUCGUUCGCUUCUGUGUGUGUAUGGGGUCCCCUCCUCUAUAAUUCACUGCUGAUUAGACAAUUGGAGAAAAAAGAAAUCCUGAACAUAAUUUCGUAGGCCUCUCUCAGAAGGAAUAACUUAUGGCAGAAAGUUCUUUCGGUUUCUUCUCACAGGUGUAGAAUGAAAUAGGAGAUAUAGCAGCUGAGAUAUUGUUAAAUCCAAGGCAAGUGUAAGGGUAAACGCUGAAACUGUAUAUAUCGCAUCAAGUUCUUCAUGUGUAGAUGUAUUGUGUCUGCAAAAUUAACAUUGGCUGUGGCUUGGAUGCUGCAGCCAUUUCCUUGCUGCUUUGUGUACUGUUAAAAUUUAUGCUAGCAAGCCUUUUUUCUUUUGUUCAGCCAUCAUACAAAGGCAGACAGUGGUGCUUCACAGGGCAGAGAGUAGAGCGAAUGUUGUCGUUUCUUGGAAACCCAAUUUCGGUUAUGUACACACUGCGUAAUUUGUUUAUAUACACACUACUACAUUGUGCUAAACAUUGUGUAUAUAGGAGUACUAUCUGGUAUGCAUGAUUCUUCUAGCUAAAGUGCUUGCUCAUUUGCACUUGAAAUUUCAUGCACUGGUAGCAUUUCACAGUGCAUGAAUUUUAAUGCUGUGUUCGGGAGCACUGCUUGCCGGCUUAGUUCGGAAUAAAUUCUAAGUACACGUUCUCUUGUGGCCAUGCCAGACCGGAAACAUAAAAUGCAGGGGAAAUGGAAUGUUGGCGCCAAAUGUCGCUGUGAACGAAACAAAGAGCGCCAUGUUUCUAAUAAACAGCGUCACUGCAAAAUAGACAGUUGUCUGUCUGCCAUCACCACUGAUGAGGUGUACUUUAUUAGCGCUGCAUGAAACAGGCAAGUAAUGCACCCAAACGUGGCAGCAAACUGCAUGCACUGUGACACGAAACCAGUAGUUUAGCCGAAAGGUUAAUGCAUACACAGUGCUCCUGUUCAUCCAACAUUUGGUACACGAGAUGCUGAACGUGCACUUCACAUUUGUGGAGAGUGAAAUGGUAAUUAGGGCACGCUGCACACUUCAUGUAACUGUAGUUCUCCGAUUGUAGGGAGGGUGGUAGGGUUUAAUCAACCUAUCAACAAGGGAGCAACAAAACUGAACUUCACUUCGAUGCAUUGAUCUACCAUAUCGCAUGUGAUCAGAGCAGCAAGUUCCCUAAAACGUUGAAGGUGCUGAUUGGAAAUGCUGUUUACUUUGUGUUGCUCAUAGUGCAAUCAUAGAUAUACUUUUGUUGUUGUUGUUGUUGUGCUCAGGAGAGAGAGGCACCUUGCGUAUAGCAACAAUUGCCAGACCUUUGUGGUUUAUAGUCGAUCACCACUGUGUCUGGACACCAGAAUGUGGGGACUAAUAGCACGUGCCCUGCAACUGGUAUGAUUAAGGAACUCUGCUUGUAGUGGCAAGUACGUGCUACGAGAACGUAAGCCUUGCACAUGAACUCAAAACGCUGAGGGAGUUUAAAUUGAGGGAAUUUAAGGACUUUUUAGCCGCAACAAAAAUUUUUCAGGACUAGUGAAACAUUACUUUAGAUUGUUUAAAAACUAUUGCUAGCAACCAACUUGUUCUUGUUAACUACAAAUGAUUGCUAAACAAAAAUGUGAAAAGAAAGGUUACCUAGAAAACUGCUAGAAAGUUGCUAUAUUGUAUGGGAUCAACUGGAUUUUCGAAUUUGGCAUACAUUUUGUCUAAAAUAAAGGGCCCCUUACCACUUCUAGCAGUGCACUGAUCAUGCCAUGAUGACUGUGUCUGAAGUAUUGCACCGAUAUACGCCACGAAACCAGCCUGUGCAUUCUUCAUCGCAAAGGGACCACUUGCACCGUCAAGGAGAUGUCGAACAGAUAGUGCCUGCAGCACACAAAUAGCCACAGCAGGGCGACCAUAUCGAAAAAACCCCUACGUUAUAACCCCCUAUAAUCGUAUGGGGCAAGUUCGAUAUGAUUAUACAAAAAUUUAAACCCAUGUGUUCCCAUGGGAACAUUGGUUUCUAUGUGAGAUCCCCAAACGUUCAUAUACUGGAUAUUGAAAACAUACGAGACAGGCUCCAUAUGACAUAUGGGAACAUAGGGGUUUUCGUAGAAUUGCCAUUUGUUCAUGUGGUAUUACUGGAUACGGGGCAUAUAAUUUUUUUUUUUGUUCUGAUAGGGAACAGCUCGGGGAUUCCUGUGAAACACAGAGCAGACGUAAACGCAUCUGCAAAUAUAUAUGCUGCACAGUAAAAAGGGAGGAAAGACAAGAAUAAUGUCAGAAGUGGGCCCUCGACUUAAAUAUGGGAGGCAGGAAAGGAACACCGCUUGUGGCCCCGGUAGGGGCAUUGAGAGAGAACCUAUGCUGCAGGGAGGGUAGCCCGACGACUCAUACCAUUGCUUUUGCUGUGUCAUUUGUUUCCAUCUCAGAUACCACUAAGGAUUAACUUGCACUCAAACCACACGGCUGUCGCAUACGUACAGUUGUGCGAAAAAUUGCAUGUCGCAUACAGAUGCACAAAUUUUGGUUUACGCUAAUUGUGCAGACCCAGUGUACACUGAAAUUUGUGCACCUCUGUGUGAAAGACCACACAGUCAUGUGAAAGCGGAAGUCUGCCCUAAAUUCUUAUUAAAUAUUCUUGCAGUAGAAUACUCCUGAGGUGAUGCUUUAAAACGGUUAGUGUUUAACUGAAAUUUUUAACGAGGCCUGGUGAGGGGCCCUUUAGGGACAAAUGUCCAAAAAAGUCCUCCAAGUGUUGCAAAAUAUACAGAAUACAAGGAUUGUAAAACACUUCACUGUGUAAUGACUUUCAAGGUGUUAUUCUGAAUAUGGUGUCCUAUAUUCAAGGGUUUCGAGGACUGCUUGAAACCCCUCAAGUUCUUGCGCUUGGGCAACACUGAGCCAGUUCAUCAUUGCAAAAGCACAUUUUUUUUUCUUUCUCUCAGUGCAUUUUCUUUCGUUGUGUAUAUAUACUAAACUCUAGCUCACCUUUGACGUUGCAAUUGCCCAAAGACGCUGGCACAAAGCGUGACUUGUACAAGUACUGUUGAAAUUUUUAUUCCAUGAUCACGGGUCAGUUCUCUUGGAAAGCCCGCAGGUUGAAUAUGCAAAAUACAGAAACUGGGUCUCAACUACUCCCAGCAUUGCUUGGUUUACUAAGCGGUCGCAUACCAGCUUGCGUGCCCAGUAAUAUUGUACGACGUAAGCACAGCAUGAGUAAGUUAUUACGAAAUGAUUUUGUAUGCCUGGAUGGUUUUGUGUGGUUUCAGAAAUAUGCUAGCCUGCAUGAUUGGUGCAGGUUUUACUAAACUAAUGAGAGUGAUACAGAAUGACAGUUUUGCUCUCGUCUUGUACAAAAAAAAUAAAUAGCUUUACUGAGUGGC
Molecule: messenger RNA, 7259 nt
Organism: Dermacentor andersoni
Lineage: Eukaryota; Metazoa; Arthropoda; Arachnida; Ixodida; Ixodidae
Product: Golgi resident protein GCP60
Cellular component (GO): Golgi membrane
Molecular function (GO): fatty-acyl-CoA binding
Source: RefSeq, a predicted model, not a curated record